AUGAAAUUCCUGAUUGUUGUUGCUCUCGCCGUCGCCGCCGUGUGCGCUGAUGAGGAUGUGAAGAAGACCGAAAAGCGUGGUAUCUCCAGUCUCGGCUAUGGCGGUCUUGGCUAUGGCGGUCUCGGCUACAGUGGUCUCGGCUACGGUGGCCACGGUCUGGGAUAUGGCUCCGGCUAUGGAAUCGGACACGGUAGCUAUGUUGCACCAGUAGCCGUCAGCAAAGUGUACACCACUCAUGGCGGAUAUGGUGGUUACUCCGGUCUCGGCGGAUAUUCUGGUCUCGGUGGAUACUCUGGUCUCGGAUACUCUGGUCUUGGUGGAUACUCUGGUCACGGAUACUCUGGCCUUGGCGGUUACUCCAGUGGUUACUCCGGCCAUGGUGGUUACUACAGCUCGCCCAUCUACAGCGGAUACGGAUAUGGCGGACACGGUCUCGGCGGUUACGGCGGUCUCGGAUACUACGGACAUCAUUAA
Molecule: messenger RNA, 474 nt
Organism: Parnassius apollo (apollo)
Lineage: Eukaryota; Metazoa; Arthropoda; Insecta; Lepidoptera; Papilionidae
Source: the annotation of a GenBank genome assembly